Messenger RNA from Kuraishia capsulata CBS 1993, 2082 nucleotides. RefSeq lists its product as uncharacterized. The transcript has a single exon. Gene Ontology annotation, molecular function: urea transmembrane transporter activity. The record is from RefSeq and is a predicted model, not a curated record. The coding region runs from base 1 to 2082 and encodes 693 amino acids. Gene Ontology annotation, biological process: urea transmembrane transport. NCBI's taxonomy places the organism in Eukaryota, Fungi, Ascomycota, Pichiomycetes, Pichiales, Pichiaceae. Gene Ontology annotation, cellular component: plasma membrane.
AUGGAACCAACGCUGUCUCAAGGAGUCGGCUAUGGAGUCAUAGUCGGACUCGGUGCGUUUUUCGCACUGAUGAUGAACGUGAUCACUAUAGUUCAAAACAAGUUCACCAAGUUCAAUGCCGGUAAGGUUGAUGAGUUCACUGCUGCCAGCAGAAAUAUUCCUUUCGGUCUGAUUAUUUGUGGUAUCGUGUCCUCGUGGACCUGGUCGCUGACUCUGUUGCAGUCUUCUACCGAGUCGUAUUACUUGGGUGUUUCUGGCUCAUACUACUACGGUUUGGGUGGUUUGCUGCAAGUGGGAAUUUUUUCCGUCAUUGCCGCCAAAGUCAAAGUGAACGCCAACUUGGUAACAACAUUUGCUGAACUUGGAUAUUUUCGUUUUGGAACGUGGGGGCAUUUGGCUUUUCUGUGGUCCGGAAUAAUCUGCAAUGCGAUCGUGUCUGCAUGCAUCUUGCUUGGUGGGGGUGCGGUUUUUUCCGCGAUUACGGGCAUCUCUGAGUACGCCGCACUGUUCCUGAUUCCUCUCGGAGUAGCAGCAUACGUAUCUCUGGGUGGUUUAAGAGCCACCUUUAUUUCGGAUGCAACUCACACCUUCAUUCUGCUGAUUUUCGUGAUCAUCUUUGUUUUCACCGUUUACGUUGGAAGCUCCAAGAUUGGAUCUCCCGGCCGCAUGUGGGAGCUGCUCAAAGAGGUUUCGAAGACCACUCCAGUCGACACCAACUACCACGGCGAAUAUCUGACUUUCAGAUCCGCUGAUGGUGCUGUGUAUGCAGUCAGAUCUACCAUCACCGGUUUUGGAUUGGUUGCUUGUGACCAGGCCUAUUGGAGUAGAGCCAUUGCCGGUAAGGACAGAGUCAUCGGCCCUGCCUACUUUGUCGCUGCCCUCUGUUGGUUUAUCAUCCCAUUCAGUCUGGGAGCAUCGCUUGGUCUCAGUGCUAGAGCCCUCAGUGUUUACCCUGACUUUCCAACUCUUUCUAGUGCCGAAGUUGGGGCUGGUCUCUGUUCGGUUGCCAGUGCAGUUUAUCUUCUCGGAAAAGCUGGAGCCACCAUGAUGAUGCUGAUGGUUUUCCUCAGUGUGACUUCCUCUUUCUCAGGUGAGUUGAUUGCAACCUCCACAUUGAUUUCCUAUGACAUCUACAAGAAGUAUAUCCGCAAGAACGCCACUCCUCACGAGGUUGUUCGCGUGGCCAAGAUCAUGGUUUUCGUGUGGGCUCUCUUCUCUGCUGGUCUCUCCUCUGCCUUUAAUGCUGCCGGAAUCGGUCUUGGUUGGCUCUUUAAUUUCCUCGGAGUAGCCACUGCUUCAGGUGUUUUCCCAAUUGCCUUGGCAUUCACUUGGUCUGGUCUGACCACUCUUGGAGCCGUUGUUGGGUCUAUAGGCUCAAUGUGCAUUGCUCUUAUCGUCUGGCUCGUCACCUGUAAGGCUUACAUGGGCACUAUCAACGUGGACAAUCUUUCUAACGAUUGGGUAUCUUUUGCAGGAAACUCUGCUGCUAUUGUUUGUGGCGGUGUUAUUUCUAUCGGACUUUCCUUGAUCUUCCCAGAGAAGGAAACCUUUGAGUGGGAAGACACCCGUAACAGAACAAUUUUGGUGGGCGAAUCCAAGGAAGCCCACCGUGAGCACCAAGAGAGACUGGAAAAUCUCACCAGUGCUGAGCAACGCGCUGUUGCUCACGAGACCAAUGCUGGAGACGAUUCGUCCCUGGAUAUUGAACUGGACCAAGAAAUUGACCAGGUCUUCCUCGGAGCUCAAUUCAAGAAGUACACCAUUCUGUUCGGUAUCACGGCCCUUAUCUUUGCUUUUGUGAUUCCAGUUCCUUUGAGUGCUGCACCAUACAUCUGGUCCAAAAAGUUUUUGGCUGGUGUAGUGGGUAUCAUCAUUGCCUGGUUAUUUGUUUCCUUCAGCGUGGUCAUCAUCCUCCCCAUCUGGGAGUCCAAGGAAUACUUGUGGAACUUGUUCCUCGUAAUAAUUGGAAAACAGACCAUUGAACAAUUCCACAAUUCACAAGAGGGUGGUGAUGAGUCCUCUGGUUCUGGUUCUUCCGUGGAAGUUGACGUGAGUCCGAUCGUUGAGAAGACUGGUGCUUAA